Messenger RNA from Neurospora crassa OR74A, 1227 nucleotides. RefSeq names its product alcohol dehydrogenase. NCBI's taxonomy places the organism in Eukaryota, Fungi, Ascomycota, Sordariomycetes, Sordariales, Sordariaceae. Gene Ontology annotation, molecular function: oxidoreductase activity; zinc ion binding. The transcript is spliced from 3 exons. Bases 1 to 1227 code for a protein of 408 amino acids. The record is from RefSeq and is a predicted model, not a curated record.
AUGGCAGCUCCCCGCACAACCACCGCCCUUGUCAUCCCCGAACUCAACGGCCAGUUUGAGCUUCAAGAAGUCCGGCUAAACGACAUCCAACCAGAUGAAGUCCUCGUCGAGAUCGAGGCUUUCGGAAUCUGCCACACCGAUCUCUCGUUCGCCGCCGGCUUAUUGCCAUGUAGACCCGGCGCCGUGUUGGGCCAUGAAGGCGCCGGCAAAGUCCUCUCCGUCGGCUCCUCCUCCACUAGCCACCUCUCCCCAGGCGACUCCGUCCUCCUCUCCUUUUCCCACUGCGACUCCUGCCCUUCUUGUCUCUCCGGCCAUCCUGCCUACUGCCACUCCUUCAACGCCCGCAACUUUUCCGGCUGCCGUCCUUUGCCCGUCCAUCCCGACGGCUCUAUCGAUUCCUCCUCCUUUCUCAAGUCUGACCCGACCGUGGACCCUUCCUAUGCAACUUUCUUAACACCCGACACCAACAAACCCAUCUUUUCGCAAUUCUUCGGCCAGAGUAGUUUCGCGCGCCACACGCUCGUACAUAAAUCCUGCUGCGUCAAAGUCCCCCCCGGAACAAACCUGGCGCUCUACGCCCCCAUGGGCUGCGGUAUGCAAACCGGCGCUGGCGCCGUUCUGAACUCGUUGGGGGUAAAACCCGGAUCGAGCAUCGCCGUCUUUGGUGUGGGCAGCGUGGGGAUGGCGGCCGUCAUGGCCGCUGCGCAUAUCGCCAAAGCCAAGACGAUUAUCGCUAUUGAUUUGCAGGCGUCCAGACUGGAACUCGCCCAGAAACUGGGGGCUACGCAUACCGUGUUGGGAGAAAAUAAUAAUAAUAAUAAAAGUAGUAGUAGUGGUGAGGAGGAAAUGAUCAAAAAGGAGGUGAGGAGGAUAUGUCCCCCCGUGGGAGUCGAUUACGCGGUGGACUGCACGGGGUCGGUGGCGGUGAUUAAAACCAUGAUUGAAGUUCUGGGGACGAGGGGCAGGGCGGCGACGGUGGGUGCACCGGGUUUUGGAAAGGUGGUGGGGGUGGAUGUGAUGGAGCAUUUGACGUAUGGGAAGGAGUAUGUGGGCAGUUGUGAGGGGGAUAGUUUACCUAAGGAGUUCAUCCCGUUCCUCAUCGACCAACACGCCAAGGGCAACUUUCCCAUGGACCAGUUCGUCACUUUUUACGAUGUUAAGGACUACAAGAAGGCUUUGGAGGAUUCGCACAAUGGAAAGGCCAUCAAGGCUGUUUUGAAAUGGUAG